AUGAAUCUGUCUUCAGUUUUGGCAGCAAACGAGCAGCAGCCGACGCUCGAGCAACUAGACACAUGGUGCGAGCAGGCACUCAGCUCACCGAGUCCCGAGCAGCGCGAAGAGGCUGAGCGGCGACUUCGCUACUAUUUUCCAACGUUCUCCGAGUCAUUGGCAGAGGUAUCUGGGGGCCUUGGGUUUGGAUCUGGCCAGAACCAGGUCAUGGCGGUCUUUCCGGCCAUCAAGGGCCCGGCUGACGCUGCCAAUUGGAUGACCAUGUUCUUGCGCCAGUCGUCAAAUGUCUUUUCUCUGUCUUAUAUCGUGCGCAGGCUGCGUGUCCUGAUCCUCAACCACUUGGGCGUCAUGGCCAACGAGCAGAAGAUUGACUUGCGCAACAGCCUUUUUGGCGUCAUCCAGGAAAAGUUUAUCGAGAUGCCCGGUUUUCUCAUCGACGACACCACGCGCACACUGGCGCUGGUUGUGAUGUUCACGUGGUUCGACCUGCCCGACUCGCCAGAGGUCAUUGACACAGUGCUUGAGAUGGCCAAAGCCUCAGACAAGCACCAGAUUCUGGCGCUGCAAAUGAUGCGCGCCUUUGUCGAGGAAUUCAACCGCGAGCUGCCGCCAAAGUACAUCUCCAAGCAGCGCCGCGUCGUAGUCACAUUCCGCGACAAGCAGCUCAAGAGCAUGUUCGAGCACUCGCUGCAGGCAAUGCGCAGUGCGAUCGGUGGCCUAUCGAGCCCAGACAACGCGGGCACAAAGUCCAUGAUUUUGUCACAGGCGCUCUUGGUGCAGCGGGACUGCUUGGCGUUUGACUUUAUUGGGCUGGCCCCCGACGAUCCUCGGACGACGCCCAGCCAGUUCAUCGAUGUGCUUGUGAUGAUUGCGUCGAUCCGCCGGUCGUUCUACAUGGAGUCUGUACGCUCGACCUUUGUCAAGCGCAUGUCUGCGGGCAUAGUCGAGAUCCUGAGCAAUGGGCUUGGCCUCGAGGACGUCGAAAACUACCACCACAUGUACCGGCUUUUGGCGCGGUUCCGCUGCAUCCACACGCUGGUCGAGAUCGAGGACUCGCCUGUCUAUCGUGAGUGCUGUCCAGCGUCGCUCAUUCUCGAUGACCGGGCUGACCCUGUGGCGAGCACCCACGACUCGCGCGACAACAGCAAUGCCGAGAUUGCUGGCGAUCUGAUUUCCAGCACAUUACCCGAGAUCGUGCGCGAGUACCUGCGCUCGAUGAUCCUGGUGACGAUGCGUGUGGUGACAGCCGAGUCAAUGGCAGACAGCCCGCUGGAGAACAUUGACGCUAUGGUGGACAGCAUGGCAUUGGUGGCCAACAUCGCACGCUCGCAGUACGACACCUGCGCGCCCGUCGUGCUCGAUAUCUUCCGCGAGAUGGCUGGCAAGUACCAGGCAUUGCUGAACUCGGGUCAAGCCAGCGAGGAGGCCGUGGUGGUGAUCGAGAGCCAGUUGGCGUGGCCGGUGUACGCGGUUGCGCAGUGCAUCAAUGCCCGGCAGCCGUACAAGUCUCUCCCCGAGGACGACCGCCACGACGCCGAGAUGUUUGCCACUGGGCUGGAGCUAGACCGCCUCGUGCAGCAGCGCAUCCAGAGCAACAUUGCAGCGCCACCCAACGAGGCGCUCGAGCUUGCAUUCCUGCAGCUGUACCAGUGCUUCCGCACGAGCUACAUCGGCGAGCAGAACUACAAGACAACGGCCGUGUACGCCAAGCUCUCGUCUUUUGUCGGCCUCAACGACAGCGCCAGCGUCCUGGAGCUCAUUUUGCAGAAGGUUCUGUUCAACUUCCGCACGUGGCAGGCGCAGUCGCAGGUCAUCCAACGGUCUCUGCAGCUGUUCCACGACAUGUCAGUUGGCUACGUCAGCGUGCGCCAGGUGGCCAAGCUGGACACCAUCAAGUUCUUGCUCGCCAACCACAGCAGCGACCAGUUCCAGUUUUUGCGCAGCAUCGACGAGUACAAGCAGCGGUCGAUGUACUAUGCGGGCCUGGCGCGCAUUCUGUUUACGGGUGACACUCCGCCUGCACAGUUUGCCGGGUUUAUGCGGCCCUGGGCGCAGAUCAUCGACGAGCUGCUGGGCUUGUCUGACGCGCAGUUCGCGCAGGACGCUGUCCGCCCGGGGCUGGUUCGGAUCCUGCGCGACCUGCGGGGCUUCCUGUCGGCGAUCUCGUCCAAGGCCAACUACACAAUGUUUUUUGAGUGGAUCAGCGCCGGCCGCAUGCGCCUGGCGCACCGCAGCCUGCAGGUCAGCGGUGACUCGCGAGUGCAGGUCGCCGCGCUCAAGUUUAUGUCCGAGUUUGUGUACAAUCGCACGCAGCGGCUGAACUUUGAAGUGACGUCCCCCAACGGCAUUCUGAUAUUCCGCGAGGCCAGCGCCGCCAUAUGGGAGUACGGCAACGCGGUCCUCAAGGGCUCCUACCCCGUGCACAACGUCUACAAGGACAGAUACAAGGGCGUUUCCGUGUGCUUCACGACGCUGAUGCGGCUGAUUUCGGGCAAGUACGUGGCGAUUGGAGUUAUGCCGCUGUACGGCGACACUGCUCUGGAGCACGCAUACCGUAUUGUGCUGGAGCUGCUCAAACAGCUGCCUGUGGCCGAUGUCAUUGCUUACCCGAAGCUUGGAAAGGCCACGAUGACCAUGCUCGAGGUGUUGCUGGCCAAGACCAACAUUGAGCUGGUCGGUCUGGACGAGGGCGCUUACGAGCAGAUAAUGCGCCUGUGUGUCGAGGCGUUCGACCACGCCGAGACAGCCGUGUCGUCUGCCGCGUGCAGCGUCAUCGACGGCGUGCUUACAGCAGCUAUUGAGGGCACAGACUCGGGCAAGUUCCAAGACUUGGCCAAGCUCGUGCGCAAACGCUCCGAUAUUAUCAAGUACUUGCUGCGCACAAUGCUCAAUGUCGUUUUGUUCGAGGACCGGCCCAACGACUGGUCGUUCUCGCGCCCAUUAUUCUGUCUCAUUGUGCUUGAUGGCGAGUUUGCUCUGCAGUACACCAGCCAAAUUGUGCAGUAUCAGCCGACCGAACGCCGCGAUGAUCUGAUCAAGGCGCUGAAGGACCUGUUGUCAGCCGCAGAAUUUGUGCUGACCGUGAGCAAUCGCGAUUCAUUUACCCAGGCCCUGACACAUUAUCGCAGAGAGGUGACUUCGAAGAACCUUAUUUUGAUGGUCCCCACCAACCAGACGCUGGGCUCUUCAGUUGACAUCAUGGCGCAUAUUCCUGCGGAUACUGAUGCUGCUGCCACUGCUGCGGGCAGCAAGGACAGCGCUUCUGCUGGCCGUAGUGGUGGACCGAAGCCUGCGGAUAACGAGGAGCUGGAAAUGGUUGAUUAA
Kickxella alabastrina is the source of this 3324-nucleotide messenger RNA. RefSeq lists its product as uncharacterized. The record is from RefSeq and is a predicted model, not a curated record. Bases 1 to 3324 code for a protein of 1107 amino acids. Gene Ontology annotation, cellular component: cytoplasm; nuclear pore. Gene Ontology annotation, biological process: protein export from nucleus. The transcript is spliced from 4 exons. Lineage: Eukaryota; Fungi; Kickxellomycota; Kickxellomycetes; Kickxellales; Kickxellaceae. Gene Ontology annotation, molecular function: nuclear export signal receptor activity.